AUACUAAUGCAAGGGGUGCGAAUGGAAUGAAAAUAUGCAAGGGCAAGACGGUGAAAGCCAAUGAAGUUCAAGGGAAACCAAGACCAUCUAGGCCGAAGUGAGGCGAUCCAAGACGCGGCGAUCGUGAAUGCAAAACGAAGAAUGCUUGGAACGCAGGAUGAAGAUGAAGGAGAUCAAAGACGAUGGUGAUAACGAUGGCAGAGGACAAGUGAGGGAUAAGCAUAUUGUGAGACCAGAAACGAGACGGAGACAGCGAACUCGAGAGACAGAUAGGGAGACAGAGGGUGGCAAGAGGGCACGAAUACGAGACGAUAGUCCGCGGGAAAACGUAGGCUAGGCGUUUUGGCGUUGGCGGAGUGCAGCAGCUUGCCUGCACCCGUCGUGGGGAAACCUUGAGUCGUUGUGUGGCGAUCACGCGGUGUGAUCGGUGUCGUGGAAAGGGAGAGUGUAAUAGUUCAUCAGAUGCGCCUUGAGCGCGUCGCCAGCGUCGGGGAUACCAGAAAUGAGACACAGGCUCAUAGCCACGAGCGAAGAUUGGGCGAGGUCGGAAGCGUGGGUCGUCGUGGCGGUCGUCAACAGGGGACACUAGACAAGAGACACAGGAUGAUAGCAUAUGCGCAUAUACGCGCCCGGCUGCCCGCUUCCAACGCGCAGCAGCCGUUUUCUUCAAAGCUUCCUCGUCACCGCACCACAUCACAUCACUUGGCCACAGAAAUCAUCGCGAUCGUCGUCGUCAGGGCCGCCUGAUCAAUAGAACAGAUCGUCCACGUCGGUACGUGUGAGCGAAAAGAAUGGUGACAGGCACGGUGUGCUCG
Molecule: messenger RNA, 815 nt
Organism: Postia placenta MAD-698-R-SB12
Lineage: Eukaryota; Fungi; Basidiomycota; Agaricomycetes; Polyporales; Adustoporiaceae
Exons: 2
Coding region: 463-747 (94 amino acids)
Source: RefSeq, a predicted model, not a curated record